AUAACCGUCAAGGGAUAUGCAGUAUCAGGAGGUGGCCGUGCAAUUGAGAGAGUAGAUGUAUCCAUUGAUGGUGGCAGAACCUGGGUGGAAGCAUCCAGAUACCAGAAUGCGGACAUUCCAUACAUUGCUGAUAAUGCAAGUAGUGACAAAUGGGCCUAGGUGUUUUUUGAGGCAAACGUUGAUGUCCCUAUGACUGCUGAGAUAGUUGCUAAAGCGAGGAAAUGGAGCUAGUGUCCUUCGGAUUGUUCCCUAUGCAGCAUUACAUUUCAUCAUGAAAUAUGAGCAGUAUCGCAUUUGGAUCUUGAACAAUUACUCUGCCUUGGGAACGGGCCCCAUGAUAGAAUGGUGAAUGGGUUGAUCAUGUCACUUUGCAGGCUGCUGCAGAUUCUACGAAGUUAUUUCAGGAAAAUAUAUCUUGGAAUAUGGAACGGAUUGUCUAGAGAUGCAUGUUGGAGCAGUUAAGCCUGAUGAACGUGCUUUGGUGGUCGAUGAUUUGAUUGCCACUGGUGGAACCCUCUGUGCAGCAAUGAAUUUACUGGGUACUCACUUGUAAAUCAUUUGUAUUAGCUUUAUGAGCCCCAGUAAAAGCACUGUCCUCUUUUUCUUUUUCCUAUAUUUUAAAAAAUUUAUGUGGAAAAUGCUUUGACUCGUGGAUAUAAACAAUUCCAUAUGUAGUGAGAAAACGAACCACCUGUUUAUUAGUCAUUGAACACAGGGACCCAAUGAAGGGUUACCUGGACAAGGGCUACAACUUGGGCUAUUUGGAUCUGGGUGAAGGCCAAAUACUAUGCCAACCUUUAAAAAAAAAAAAAAA
Molecule: messenger RNA, 814 nt
Organism: Camellia sinensis
Lineage: Eukaryota; Viridiplantae; Streptophyta; Magnoliopsida; Ericales; Theaceae
Source: RefSeq, a predicted model, not a curated record